UGAGCGAGCAGAGGAAAUGGCAAUGGCUGAAGCUUGACUUCCUUUGAAUGAAGAAAGCGAGGGGUUUGGUCAGAGCUAUAAGCAGCAGCAGCAGAAGCUUCUCCUUAAACCUCCAAAACCCUACUAAGUCUCCGAACUUCUUUAAUUUUCAGAUGGACGCGUCGGAGCGUUACUGCUUCAAUCCUGUGCUGAAAUGGAAUCCUCAAGUGGAGGCGUACUUCGUCAGUGCUUAUGGGGCGGAGCAUUUCGCUCUCAUCUCCCAAGCUCUCACGCGGCCCUCUUGCUAUUCUUGCAUUCGAGUGAACACGCUUAAGUCAGCAACUGAUGCAGUCAUUGAUAAGCUGCGAGCUCUUCUGGGGGAGAAGUUUCAUGGACUUGCCAAUGGCAGCUCAAAUUCAAGAAGAGAAAAUGGUCGAGAUUCGGGAGACCAUGGUGGGGCAGUUUUAGGUUCUUCAGGGGACACAGUGGAUCCUCUGAAGGAAAGCUUGGAUAGUGGAUUGGUUUCUCGAUGUCAAAUACCUGGAUUAGAGUAUGUUGUCUUAGUCAGAGGUUCGGGGCCGCACAAUAUUGAUUAUGGUCUUAAUCCUGACAAGCCUUUGAAGGAGGUCAUUGUCAGUAGGAAGUGUGCAGAAUCAGUGCUCCGAGGUGCUCAGGUAUAUGUUCCUGGUGUGAUGGCAUGCAGUGCUUAUGUGGAGAAAGGUGAUGCAGUAGCCGUCUCUGUUGCAGUGGAGCGACCUGUUCCAGGCGGUGGAUGGGCCAUUGAUGUGACACGUGGGACUGUUCUUCAGGGAGCACAAACAGAUCCUUACUAUUUAGAAAGAAGUGGCCUAUAUAUAGGUCAAGGAACAACGAUGAUGUCAAGAUCAAGCAUUUUCCGUGCCUCUGAAGGGGUGGCUGUUGACAUGAAUAAUAAAGUAUACGGGCUGCCUUCUUUCAAUAAUGUGCUUGAGGGGGAAAUAUUUCUCCAAAAUUUGCCAAGUAUAGUCACAGCUCACGUCUUAGAUCCUCAAAAAGGUGAGCGUAUUCUGGACAUGUGUGCUGCACCAGGAGGGAAAACAACUGCAAUAGCAAGUAUUAUGAAAGAUGAAGGGGAGGUUGUAGCUGUCGAUAGAUCUCAUAAUAAGGUGCUUGAAAUUCAGAAAUUGGCUACUGAAUUGGGCUUGAAUUGUAUAACCACAUAUAAACUAGAUGCUCUUAAAGCUGUUUGCAGGAGAAGUGACUCUGACAUUUCAUCCUCAUCUUAUUGUGCUGAAGAUACCAGCAAUUCUGCUAUUUCAAAUUCUAAUAUGAUGGAGUCGCAUGUAGAGAAUAAGUCAGGCAGUGAAAUUGAAGGAUUGAGUGUUGCUGAAACUUGCAGUGGCAAUGCUAGCAAUGGACAGGGAGAAGGAAAAGUUUAUGUUAGUAGAGCUGAAAUCAGGAAAAGCAUGCGAAGAAUGAAGAAUGGGCCGGGAAGGAAUCAAAGCACAGGUGGCAGGGUUGAGAAGUCAAACGGUUUCUUACCUCACAGCUUCGAUCGUGUCCUUCUUGAUGCACCUUGUUCUGCUCUUGGCUUGAGGCCUCGUCUUUUCUCUGCCGAGGAGACAGUUGAAUCCUUGAGAAAUCAUGCGAAGUAUCAGCAGAGAAUGUUUGAUCAGGCUGUUCAGUUAGUUCGCCCAGGAGGUGUUAUUGUGUACUCAACAUGUACGAUUAACCCUGGGGAGAAUGAAGCAUUGGUUCGUUAUGCGUUGGACACCUACAAAUUUCUGUCUUUGGCUUCUCAGUAUCCAAGAGUUGGAGGACCAGGCCUGGUCGGUCAUUAUGAAUACCCCGAUGGAUUGGUUGAGGAAUGGCUGAGACCCGGCGAAGAGGAACUAGUUCAGAGAUUUGAUCCAUCAGCACCACUUGACACGAUCGGGUUUUUCAUUGCCAAAUUUUCCGUCAGUGCAGUAUCAUGAGCUCGUCAAUUAAGGGGGUUGUAUGCAACUUUUGAGAAUUCGGUCUGCUGAGUCACAGGUGAAGAUUUUUUGAGUCGCAUAUGAAGAUUUAAAGCAUCACAUUGAUCAUCUACCAUUUUCAUGAUCAACUGACUGAAUUUGAGCUGAAUUUGAGGGAGAAUGAGAGAUAGAAUGAGAAAACUAACCGUGUUCAUUUAAAUUACCGUAAUGUAAUAAUGGCUGGAGUUAUCGUGGCUGCAUCACAUUCAUGAUUUUCGAGUGUACGAUGGUUAAAUAUCAAGAGUCGAGACUGUUCCAUUCGUA
Punica granatum (pomegranate) is the source of this 2237-nucleotide messenger RNA. The record is from RefSeq and is a predicted model, not a curated record. Lineage: Eukaryota; Viridiplantae; Streptophyta; Magnoliopsida; Myrtales; Lythraceae.